AGACGGUUCGGGUGUUUCCGCCACCAGCUUCGGGCGGACUCGGCGGCUGGCCGGCCUCGUUCCUUCCCUCCCCGCCGCCUGCCCCGGUAACGGUCGCUGGGAGUUUAAAUGAGCAGGGGCCGGGCCGCGCCGCGCCGUCGCCGGGACACGCACUGAGGCGGGGCCGGGGCCGCCCCGCUCCGGGCUCGGCGAGGAGGAGGAGGAGGAGGAGGCGGAGGCCGGGGAGAGCAGGAUGACGGUGCUGCAGGAACCCGUCCAGGCUGCUAUAUGGCAAGCACUUAACCACUAUGCUUACCGCGAUGCAGUGUUCCUUGCAGAAAGAUUAUAUGCAGAAGUACAUUCGGAAGAAGCACUGUUUUUACUGGCGACAUGUUACUACCGCUCAGGAAAGGCCUAUAAAGCAUACAGGCUCCUAAAGGGACACAGCUGUACUACCCCACAAUGUAAAUACCUGCUUGCAAAAUGUUGUGUUGACCUCAGCAAGCUUGCAGAAGGAGAGCAGAUCUUAUCUGGUGGAGUGUUGAAUAAACAGAAAAGCCAUGAUGACAUUGUUAUGGAGUUUGGUGACUCUGCAUGCUUUACACUCUCCUUACUGGGACAUGUCUACUGCAAGACAGACCGGCUUGCCAAAGGAUCAGAAUGUUACCAAAAGAGCCUUAGUUUAAAUCCUUUCCUCUGGUCCCCUUUUGAAUCGCUAUGUGAAAUAGGUGAAAAACCAGACCCUGACCAAACAUUUAAAUUAACAUCUUUACAGAACUUCAGCAGCUGUCUGCCUAACACUUGCACAACAUUGGUAUCUAAUCACAAUAUAUCCCAUAGACAGCCUGAGACUGUCCUUAUGGAAACGCCGCAAGACACAAUUGAGUUGAACAGAAUCAAUCUAGAAUCCUCCAAUUCAAAAUACUCCUCCUUGAACACAGAUUCUUCUAUGUCUUACAUUGACUCAGCUGUAAUUUCACCAGAUGCUGUCCCUCUUGGGUCAGGAACUGCCAUAUUGUCUAAACAGGCUCAAAAUAAACCAAAAACUGGGCGGAGUUUACUGGGAGGACCUGCGGCUUUGAGCCCACUAACUCCAAGCUUUGGAAUUUUGCCACUAGAAACCCCAAGCCCUGGAGAUGGAUCGUAUUUACAAAACUACACGAACUCUUCUUCUGUAAUUGAUGUGCCAUCCACAGGAGCACCUUCAAAGAAGAAACUUUGUGUUAUGCAGACUGUCAGCAGGAUAAGCCAAGCUGGAACAAAAUCUGUCUUCUCACAGAGCGGAAAUAGCCGGGAAGUCACUCCAAUUCUUGUUGCACAAACACAGAGCUCUGGUCCACAGACAAGUACAACACCUCAGGUAUUGAGCCCAACAAUUGCUGCUCCACCAAACGCACUGCCUCGAAGAAGCUCUCGCCUAUUUACUAGUGAUAGCUCUACAACAAAGGAAAAUAGCAAAAAAUUAAAAAUGAAGUUUCCACCUAAGAUUCCAAACAGAAAAACAAAGAGUAAAACAAAUAAGGGAGGAAUAACUCAACCAAACUUAAAUGACAGUUUGGAAAUUACCAAACUGGACUCUUCCAUCAUUUCAGAAGGGAAAAUUUCCACUGUUGCACCACAGAUCCAGGCUUUUACACUACAGAAGGCAGCAGCAGAAGGUUUGAUGAGCCUUCUUCGUGACAUGGGGAAAGGUUAUUUAGCCUUGUGUUCAUACAACUGUAAAGAAGCGAUAAAUAUUUUAAGCCAUUUACCAUCCCACCACUACAACACUGGCUGGGUGCUGUGCCAAAUUGGGAGAGCUUACUUCGAACUUGCAGAAUAUAUGCAGGCUGAGAGAAUAUUUUCAGAAGUAAGGAGGAUUGAAAACUACAGAGUAGAAGGCAUGGAGAUCUAUUCGACUACGCUGUGGCAUCUGCAGAAAGAUGUUGCUCUUUCAGUUCUUUCAAAGGAUUUGACAGACAUGGAUAAAAAUUCACCAGAGGCAUGGUGUGCUGCAGGAAACUGUUUCAGCUUGCAACGAGAGCAUGACAUUGCAAUCAAGUUCUUCCAGAGAGCCAUUCAAGUUGAUCCAAACUAUGCUUAUGCCUACACGCUGUUGGGGCAUGAAUUUGUGUUAACAGAAGAACUAGACAAAGCAUUAGCUUGUUUUAGAAAUGCAAUCAGAGUCAAUCCUAGACACUAUAAUGCAUGGUAUGGGUUGGGAAUGAUUUAUUACAAACAGGAAAAAUUCAGUCUAGCAGAAAUGCAUUUCCAGAAAGCACUUGAUAUCAAUCCUCAGAGCUCAGUCUUACUGUGUCACAUUGGAGUAGUCCAGCAUGCACUGAAAAAAUCUGAAAAGGCUUUGGAUACUUUAAACAAAGCUAUUAACAUUGACCCCAAGAACCCGCUAUGCAAAUUCCAUAGAGCUUCUGUAUUAUUUGCAAAUGAAAAAUACAAGUCUGCUUUACAAGAACUUGAAGAACUGAAACAGAUUGUUCCCAAAGAGUCUCUUGUUUACUUUUUAAUAGGAAAGGUUUAUAAAAAACUGGGUCAAACACAUUUGGCCCUAAUGAAUUUCUCGUGGGCAAUGGACUUAGAUCCCAAAGGAGCCAAUAACCAGAUUAAAGAGGCCAUUGAUAAACGUUACCUUCCAGAUGAUGAAGAACCAAUAACUCAAGAAGAGCAAAUCAGUGAAUGUUACCCCUAUGAAUCAGUUGGCACAGAUGAAUCCCAAGAGAGCAGCAUGACGGAUGCAGAUGACACACAGCUCCACGCAGUUGAAAGUGAUGAAUUUUAACCUCCAAAAGCCAGUAUCUGAGCUUGAGUGUGUGACUGGUACUGUUGUGUUCUCCCCUUCCUUCGCAUCCUGGGUCUUCACAUCACUGAGCCAGCAUUGUCAUUAUUCUCCACUGACACCAUGAGUACACCACUCAGACUUAAACUGUACACAGAGUUAAUGGCAGUGCAAUAUUCAGCUGCUACUGAGUCUGACUAGUUGGCUCUUACACGUUUAUGAAAGUGACUGAGGAGGAAAUGCUAUUUUUGGACUCCCCUUUGCUGGAAAAAUAUCAUGGAAGAAAGACUUGUGGUUUGCUGUAACGAAGCCAGUAGAUGUGGGGAUAGUACUAAUGAAGCAGUGUCUUGUUCUUUUUCCAGAAAUGUGUCUUAGUUUGGUUCUUUCUUGGUAAGCAGAGUGCUGAACCUCAUUUCCAAGUUCAAGGACAGUGUUGACAAGUGCAGGCUGUUAAAGAAUUUUGCAUAUUGUAGUGUAACUUAAAUGCCAGGGAAUGUAAAUGACCUUAAAGCUGCAGUGUCUCCAGUGAACAAACACAAUGCACAUGCUCAGGACUGGGAGUGUGUCAGACUAUGUAAAAUAUCCAGUGUCCCUACUUAGAGUGCAAACUUGCAGGAGUGAAAACAGGAGAAUCGCAUUGCAGAAUCAAAGCUUUCAUGAAAUGCUUUCAUGUUCUAACCAGGAAUUAAUUUAUUCACCUAGUUUCUGAAAGGUCAGUGUUUACUUUGUACUUCAGAGAAACAAGUCAACAACACGUUGCUUCAUUUUUCAUACACCCCUUGACUUGUUCUUCCCCUCUUAAGAAUACAAAUUAAUAAAGGGCAAAAUCAAGAGAGAAACAUAGGUACAACUGUAUUGUGAAAACAUCAAACCCUUAAUCCAGAGCAACUGCGUGUUUCUGAGCAGAUAGACUGGGAAGACCGUGGAAGCCUUAAUACAAUCAGAACAUUAGUUGAACACAUCAAAUAAUUGUCUAAGAUUAGUAUCAUUUUUAAAACUGUUUUGUAAAGUGUGGUUCAAGCAGGAUGCAAAAAUGUGCAAUUAAUUUGUCUUUUCUCCUUUUUUUUUUUUUUUUUUUUAAAGCUGUUCUUUAAGAUUCUCACUCUAGGAACACUUUCUUCUUCUACCGAGGCUGCUUCUGUGAGAAGCAAGCUACUCCAUGUUAAUGAGUCCAAAAUGAUCUUUCUCUGUAGCCUUCUGCAGCAACAAUUGGUGCCCUUUGUGCAGUGACGGUAAAGAAAAUGUAUGAUAUAAGCAGUUUUAAAGAGCAAUUUGUGCAUAAUAAAUUGGGAAUGAUAUAAAUUUCAUAGCAACAUAUUUGUUGUGAUCAGUCUUAAUGUUUGGGGGUUUUUUUAAUGUAUUGGGUUUUAGGGGUCUUCUAGUUACCUUUAGAACUUCAAUUUUUUUUAAUUCUGUCCUUAUCUUACACUAGGCCCAUCUUCUGUCACAGCUCCUCUCUGGUCAUGAGCCACACAGACACCUUUGUCAUUUGAAAAAAUAAUCCUCAACUCCUGAGCAAAAGUACAAUUCUCUGAUUUUUUUUUUUUUUUUUUAUUAUUAUUGGGUUGUUGGGUGGUUUUUUUUUUGAAGUAGGAAGAUAAGCAGUGAAAAAUAGGCUUAAACUCCCCUAACAGCGUGAAAAGGAAUUUCUAAAAUCUGAGGAAUGAUAAUAUAUUAAAGGAGCAUUGUGCCUGUGCCACGUUCUUCUGAUCAGCUUGUGUCUGGAAGGUUGAAUGACUGACUGGCAAAUCAUGACAUGUCUCAGCUGGCUUGAGCGUACUGAAUCUUGCACUGCUUUUUGUGGCGAUAGAUAUUCCGGGCCGAUUCCCUUUCCUGAUGAGUUGUCCCUGAGGAAGACACAGGGUUCAAGUUUCCCGAGAGCUGACCUGCAUCUACGGUAGAGCUCACGCACAGCGCUCUUGAGUUACCCAUGUCUGUCCUCGUGUGGUUUUCCCAUCCAGCCCCAGCGUAUGCAGCUUCCCCAGUGCAUCCCUCGCAAGGAGGAGUUUCUAAGCAGCACCUCAGCCUAAGGUCUGGAGGCAGCACUUGUGUGAAUGCCACCACUUCAUGUGUUAAUUGGCUUCCAUUUGGUUCCCGUCAUAUUUUCUAAGCAGAAAACAGGAGUAAGCAGGUGCUACUCUCAAGGCUUUUCCAUAACAAAUGCUGUUGUUUAAAUGGGGACCAUAGAUCUAGGAAGUUAGGUGGCUUUUUCCUUUUUAUUUUGUUCUUUAAAAAUUGUGAACGAUUGUAGUAAAACUUUCAACACCCUGGAAAGAGCUCUUAAUUCAGCUGGGAUGUUAAAAGGAUAUUCAUGUUACCUGGAAGAUUUAAUACUUAAAGCUGUCCCUUGCUUUAUAUGUACAUCAUACCUUAAAGUGAUUUUUCUUUUAUCCCAAGAAUCUCAAGUAACAUUUAGACCAUGCUGCUAUUUUACCUUCUAAAUAGAUACACAAAAUUAGUAUUUAAACAAUAAAAUUUUCUUCUCUCUGAAGAGGGGCAGGGAGAAGGACGGUGAGCAUGAAGGCACUCUGGCAGCCAGGUUAGAGCAAGUGUGUUCACUGAAAAGAAUUAGGGAACUGUCAUUUUCUUACAACAAAACUAUGGAAAAAUGCAAAGUGUGGGUGUGGUGUGUACUAUUUGCAUUGAAACAAUGUAAUUUGUCUUUUUCUUUUUUUUUUUUUUGCUUUUCCUGACUUUUUAUUUCAAAAAUUGUACAGUCUUAGAAAAAAAAGUCUUUUCUGUUAAUAUAUUUGCGAUUCAUUAAAGGAUGUGGAAAAUCCAAAUAAACUACUUUUAAAAGCA
Messenger RNA from Aquila chrysaetos chrysaetos, 5554 nucleotides. RefSeq names its product cell division cycle 27 (gene CDC27). Gene Ontology annotation, biological process: cell division. The record is from RefSeq and is a predicted model, not a curated record. Gene Ontology annotation, molecular function: protein binding. The transcript is spliced from 19 exons. Bases 233 to 2755 code for a protein of 840 amino acids. NCBI's taxonomy places the organism in Eukaryota, Metazoa, Chordata, Aves, Accipitriformes, Accipitridae.